GUUCCUGUAGCUAAAACGUUCAGGUUUCAAGAUGGUCGUCUAAGCUAUUUAGCGAGACUUCCUUUGAUUUUUCCCUGUUCCCCUAGGGUUGUUGUUUUUUUUUAACCUGGAUGUGACGUAUUAAAGGACCCGACGGAAAUAGAACUGAAGGCGUUCUAAAAUGGCGAACCGUACGGUAAAGGAUGCGCAUAGCAUCCACGGCACCAACCCUCAGUAUCUGGUGGAGAAGAUCAUUCGGACUCGAAUUUACGAGUCCAAGUAUUGGAAAGAGGAGUGCUUUGGCCUUACGGCUGAACUUGUUGUCGAUAAAGCCAUGGAGUUAAGGUUUGUGGGUGGUGUCUAUGGUGGCAACAUAAAGCCAACUCCCUUUCUCUGUUUGACCUUGAAGAUGCUUCAGAUUCAACCUGAGAAGGAUAUCAUUGUAGAGUUUAUCAAAAAUGAAGAUUUCAAGUAUGUCCGCAUGUUGGGAGCGCUUUACAUGAGGUUGACAGGCACUGCAAUUGAUUGCUACAAGUACUUGGAGCCUCUGUACAACGACUAUCGAAAAAUCAAGAGCCAGAACCGAAAUGGGGAGUUUGAACUGAUGCAUGUAGAUGAAUUUAUUGAUGAACUACUUCAUAGUGAGAGAGUCUGUGAUAUCAUUCUGCCCCGGCUACAGAAACGCUAUGUGCUGGAGGAAGCUGAGCAAUUGGAACCUCGGGUCAGUGCUCUAGAAGAGGACAUGGAUGAUGUGGAAUCCAGUGAAGAGGAGGAAGAAGAGGAUGAGAAGUUGGAGAGAGUGCCAUCACCCGAUCAUCGCCGGAGAAGCUACCGAGACUUGGACAAGCCCCGUCGUUCUCCCACACUGCGCUACCGGAGAAGUAGGAGUCGGUCUCCCAGAAGGCGGAGUCGGUCUCCCAAAAGAAGAAGCCCCUCUCCUCGCCGAGAAAGGCAUCGGAGCAAGAGUCCAAGGCGUCAUCGCAGCAGGUCCCGAGAGAGACGGCACAGAUCUCGCUCCAAGUCUCCAGGUCAUCACCGUAGUCACAGACAUCGGAGCCACUCAAAGUCUCCUGAAAGAUCUAAGAAAAGCCACAAGAAGAGCCGGAGAGGGAAUGAGUAAUGGACUCAGUUUGGUCCAGAUGGCCCUCUGUGGAGAUGAAGGCAUUUGUCUAUGUGAAAGAAUGAAGACCUACUCCCCAGGCAGCUAUGAGAAUAUUUUAGAUUUUUUUUCCACCAAGUUUCUUCACUUGUUUUUUUUUUUAAAUGAAAAGAGGUGCUGAGUUUUGUAUCUCUUUUUGAAUCGUAAACGUUUGAGGGAUAAUGCUUCCCAAGGGCUGCUUUUGAUCUCUUUGUACAACCAACCUUGCUUGUACUUAAAUUUAUGAGGGUAGAAUGGAUUUGAGUAGAGGGUAUGAAUGACAAGGGGAGGGUGUGGCCCCCUGGUGACCCUUUUGUUAUUAAAUUUGACACACUCAUUUUCUA
Messenger RNA from Camelus dromedarius (Arabian camel), 1461 nucleotides. RefSeq names its product pre-mRNA processing factor 38A (gene PRPF38A). The transcript is spliced from 10 exons. Lineage: Eukaryota; Metazoa; Chordata; Mammalia; Artiodactyla; Camelidae. Gene Ontology annotation, cellular component: precatalytic spliceosome. The record is from RefSeq and is a predicted model, not a curated record. Bases 161 to 1099 code for a protein of 312 amino acids.